Molecule: messenger RNA, 1086 nt
Organism: Blumeria graminis f. sp. triticale
Lineage: Eukaryota; Fungi; Ascomycota; Leotiomycetes; Helotiales; Erysiphaceae
Source: the annotation of a GenBank genome assembly
AUGUCACGUCCAAGUUUGGUUAAUCAGUCACCGAAUGUUCGGUCUCAAGCGGUGCAUCGUACCUCUGAUCAGGCCGCGAAGACAACAGUAACUUUACCGCCAUACGACUCUCAAUCCUAUCCCCUUUCUCUGGCGGCUAAACGCAAGCUGGAAGAACUCUAUUUGCACCAUGACUAUACUAAAAAGCAGAAACUGGGUGCACUUGAAGAAAGAUUAAAUUCUCAGGAUAAUAUGAAAGAGAAGGUAGAAGGGAAGCACAAAAAAGAAGAGGAAAAGACUCAGGAAUUACAAAAGAAAGUUGACCACAUCACGGUUAGAGCUGAGCAGGCAUUAAGAGACUUAAUCGAUCUCGGAGAUGAACUAAGUAUUCAACCUAGUAUAAUGCAAGAAGUUGCUGAAAAGGUAAAUUCGCUGCCUGCUAAUACCCAGACCCAGAAGCGACGAUCUGAUUCUCAAGGGGAUUCUUCUGAGUCUGAAUCCCUUACACACCCUGCGGGUGUGCGAUGUGUUGAUAUUCUUCGAGACAUCAAGGAAAAGCACGCGAAUGAAUAUGAAAACAAAAGCAUGCGAGAGAGAUAUGCCGAAAAUAACGAGUAUGCAAACUUUAAAGGUAUGAUUCAUGAUGCACAAAAUCAAGGCCCUAACGCUCGAGUCCUUGAACAUCCGAAAUUUUGGUUCCCUGUAAAAGCAUUAGAUAGCAACAGCUCUUCUCACAAAAGCCAAAUAAAUCGGGAUAAUGAUGAAGAUGAUGACGAAAUAGUCAUGACUGGCGUGACGACAAGCCUUAAGUGCUCAUUCACACUGCAAUACUUUGAAGAGCCAUACAGCAACAAGAAAUGUAGCCACACCUAUGAAAAAUCUGCAAUUUUGGAUUACCUGAGGACCGAAGGCGCAACUAAUAGUCAGCCCAGUCGACGUGGACAGAACAAGGGUCCUCGAACGAUUACUUGUCCAACUCCAGGAUGUGCCACGACACUUACGCCCGAUGACUUUUUUCUGGAUGAACGCAUUAAACAGCAAGUAAUUAAGGCGAAGAAGCACGAGGCUUUGGACGAUGAAGACGAUUCAGAUAUCGAUGAGUCUUGA